AUGAAGCGUGGCUCUGUGCUUCAGACAAGAUUUUACAGUAAAUCGGGCGUUCAAGUUUCGGAACGAAAUAAAGUGUUGCUUGUCAAGUAUUUCUACUCCCCCCUUACAUGUAUUGUGCUUUUUACAGGCAACCACACUAUUGCUGUACUGAAAACCUCUGAAGACUAUAAAAACCUGAGAAAUGGAUUGGCAAAUGUGACAUCAACUGUCAAUAAGCUAAUCGACGAUGGAUUUGUUGUAAUGAAUGGAAAGAAAGUAAAACUGCAGUUCUUCUUGGGGGGUGAUUACAAAUUUCUACUUCUUUCAAUGGGAAUGAAGGGGGCCAUCUCCAACAAUUCAUGCAUCUGGUGCUUGAUCCAUAAAAAAGACAGAUGCAACAUGGAUGUUCCAUUCUCUUAUUACCAGUCAUCGAACAUGAAAAGGACGCUGGGUCCAGAUUGGUAUAAGCAACCUGGAUGCCAGCAUCAGCCAUUAUUCAAGAUACCCCUCGACAACAUCAUUAUUGAUGAGCUUCACCUUAUGCUACGUGUGAUGGAUCGACUGGAAACAGGCCUAAUCCUCGAAGUUUUAGAUUGGGAUGAGGUAGAAUCAAUAUUUAUUCUCUUCACAAAUUUUGCUUUGAAAAAGGUUUAUGUAUGUUAUAUUUUGAUUGCCCUAGCUGAAAACAAAGAUAAAGCCCCAUCAGCAAGAAAGCCCAUCCACUUAGAUGCACUUUUAACCACAGUGCGCUCACUAGGAAUUACCCUCAAUGUAUGGAGACCGAAGGAAUCAGCAAGGAAAGUGGAAUGGACAUCUCUGCUGGGUGGAGAGAAGCGGUUACUCCUGAGAAAACUUCCCUGCAACUUUUCAAAAUUGCUACCACCAGAAAGGGCACCAGUUGUUCAAAAACUGUGGACAGGUUUCCAGGAGAUACUGGACCUAAUCAACAAAGAUGCCCACACUGAUAAUGAGGUUGAUGAAAUACAAGAUAAGACAUUAUUUCUGCACGAACAGACAUUCACUUAUCUUGUUUUCUUCACACAGGCUAGAAGAUGGGGUAGCUCUCUGGCAAGGAUGGCAGGAAGUGGACCCGGCUACACAAAUGAGACAAUCAUCACCCCAUACAUUCACAUCCUCGUUUAUCACGUCCCCACAAUGAUAAGAAACCAUGGUUCACUUAAGUAUUUCAGUGGUCAAGGAGUUGAGAAAAAGAAUGAUGAUUUCAGGCGGUUCUUCCAUCGGAAGAUAAACAGAUGGGAUGCAUGUACUAGUCUCCUGCUUGUUGAAAAGCGCACAAAUUUCUGGUGUGAUGGAGGCAAGCAAGAAUCGGCAAAGAAAGUGCCUCGGAUUUCAGCUGUAGAAAAACCAAGAGAAGAUGUCCUGACAACCCCUAAUGCCACUGAAGAUCCUCAGAAGAAGACCAUUACCCAGUCAGUGGAUGAGUUGAAAAAGCUGAAAAUUGGUGAUCUCAUUCAACUCCUUAACGAACUCAUAGGACAUAAACCUAGUCUUCCCAAAAAACCAAGGAAACCUGAUCUUAUUUCUAAGAUAACUGAGAUAGCCAAUCUAAGGUCAAACUAACUAAUAACCCUGGAAAAGAUCAAACACAAAUUUAAGUUUUAAGGGGAAAAUUUUUUGAACAAACAAAUAAUUAUUAUUGUACAGCAAUUCAAGUUUUAAAGCAAGAAAUAGGUAUUAUGAAAGAUAUGCUGUAAAUACAACAAUUUAGAAACAAGAAGUGACAUUAAGCUUAACUUCAAACACUUACGAUAUGUUUGAGGCAAGAACAAUCUUAAUGUACAAUCGUAGCUAUAUUAAUAAAAAGAGGUUGAAAAUAUUCUUGAAGAAAUAAUAUUCUUUUGUAACAAGUAGUCAAGAUCGAUUAAAUUUGAUUACUAGGCAAAGUAAGACAUUGCUCACUCACCUAAUCACUUUUCCAACUACUUUCCCAUUUAAGAUACAGCAAACAUUUUUAUAAAACAAGUUGUUAUUGUUUGACCUCAGAACACAGCAUACAUGUUCAUGUAACAAGAAAUUCUUAUUGUUUGACCUCAGAAUACAGCAGACAUGUUCAUGAAACGAGAAAUUCUUAUUGUUUGACCUCAGAAUACAGCAAAUAUGUUUAUCAAACAAGAAAUUAUUAUUGUUUGACUUCAGAAUACAGCAAAUAUGUUUAUCAAACAAGAAAUUCUUAUUGUUUGACCUCAGCAUAUAGCACAUAUGUUUCUGAAAAACGAAAUUAUAAUAAUUGUUUGACCUUAGAAUACAGCAAACAUUUUUAUGAAACAAGAACUUCUGAGUUAUUGUUUGACCACAGAAUACAGCAAAUAUGUUUAUGAAACAAAAAAUAAUCA
Orbicella faveolata is the source of this 2333-nucleotide messenger RNA. RefSeq lists its product as uncharacterized. The record is from RefSeq and is a predicted model, not a curated record. NCBI's taxonomy places the organism in Eukaryota, Metazoa, Cnidaria, Anthozoa, Scleractinia, Merulinidae.